Pseudoliparis swirei is the source of this 3813-nucleotide messenger RNA. RefSeq lists its product as uncharacterized. Lineage: Eukaryota; Metazoa; Chordata; Actinopteri; Perciformes; Liparidae. The record is from RefSeq and is a predicted model, not a curated record. The transcript is spliced from 7 exons. Gene Ontology annotation, molecular function: adenine phosphoribosyltransferase activity. The coding region runs from base 3189 to 3791 and encodes 200 amino acids.
CCUGUAUGUAUGGAGUCCAAUUGCAGAAGCAGGAUGGUCUGUGUUUGAUGAGCAAUCAGAUUGGAUCACUGGAAGCAGAAACAACCCUCUUCUUCAUCCAUUACUAGCCAAUCUAACCACGACAGAGUGAUGACCGCGAGUUACCUCCCAACCCCCUCGGCGCAAACCCCUAAAAAGUGGAGAUUUACUUUGGGAACACGCAUGGAGGAGGUUCUUACCCCGGCUUUCCAUGGUAACUGGCAUGGGGUGAUUGUGCCGACCAAGGAGAUUGGACAUCUUUCAAAUGCCACAAAACAGGCACUGAAUUGGUGAUGACCUAAAUCACAAUGUAGCGACAAAACUCUUUCAUUGUGGAAUGUGGAGAAAUGUUGGCGCGGUCACACAUCCACAGUGACUGAGGGGCACACAGCGCAAGAGUCUCAGCUGAUGGUUGGAUUCAGACAUGUGUGAGUCUUGGUAUUCUGAGUAUCUGGGUCCCUGUCAGCCAAAUUAUACCAGAAUUAAUACUUCAAAUUGCUUCUUGGUGAUAUCUUUUUGUUGUUGUUCUUUAUCAUUAAAACAUGAUAUGUCUAAUGGAAUUUUAUUACGAUCAAAUUUGAUAAACGACCUUGAUCAUUAAGCUCUUAUUUUUGAAAAUAAUGUAUCUCAUUUGUCAAAAAUGUCCCUCUCAGUUUUCAUUUUGAUGUAUCACCUGAUUUAUUUGUAAGGUCUAACAAUUAAAUUGUACACAUUUUUAAAAUGUAGUUCCCUUAUGUGUGUACUUUGGUUGCAUUGUAUGAACAUGUAAAUGCAGCAUUCGGAUUUGUCUAAUUGCCUAUCGUUUUGCUGUCUAUAGUAUGUGCAUAACUCAAUAAUGAUAACGUUUUCAUUCAUUCAUUCAAUUAUGUAUCUUCAGCUGUAUUAUACUUUAUGUUGUCAGGAAAUAUAGGUUUUUAGCAUGCUUACUUGUGUAGAUCUGUGUCUGACCUAUGGUGGCUUACAUUUAAAAUAUAUCUGACACAUUCUCACUAAAAUCACAUCUGAGUUCUGAAAACGACACACAGCAAAUUCCUCUGCAUCUCUGAACUGUUCCCAAAGAAAAGAAAAACCUCUUGUCCGGUUGGACUUUUAAUCAGCUGAGUGUUUUGUCACAUGGCUGGUCUUACACAGAGCUCGAGAGGCGGAGAACCAGCCAACUCAAGGCACUGAAAUCGGAUUGUUAGAAGGCGGAGAGAAAUGAUGUAAAAUCACCAGAGGCAACAUUCGAGCAAAUCUUGAGUGAGGCGUGUGUGGGAAGGGUUCUUGUGAAUUAAAGUAGUCACUGCAGGAGAGGAAUGGGGGGAAAAGAGGCUGAUCAUUUAGAUGUCAUGCACAGAACAGCGCACAGUGGAACAGAAAGGCGACACUUGUAUAUAUUCCCAGCUGGGCAACGCUCCUUUCAGUCAGCUGCAGAACAGCACUCCUUUGAAUGAGUUGAAGAGUCAACAUCAAGCAGCACUGUACUGCCGCUGGUCAUGUGAAUGCAGAGUUUAGAGGUGCAGAACGAGUCUUGGAAAGUUAAGAGGCAAUUCAAGAUGCUAAAUAUGUUAUUGUCAUAUGCACAGUUACUCCGUACAAUAAGAAUAUGACCCAUAGGUCCUCAUGUCACACAGAAGUACUUAAACUUAAUGUAAACAUGUAAAUUAAACAUAGAAAUACUAAAAUAGAAGGUUAAUGCUAAUAGUAUAGUAUUUUUUGGGGGUAUGAAACGUUUCUGCAAACCACUGAUACGUUAUUCUUUCAACACAAACUAUCUUUUUUCUAAGUGCCCUUCAUGACUAAAUCCAACCAAUCGUUACACAAUGCUGACCACGUGGAACCUGCAAGUGUAAUAAGAAACUGAUAUGAACCAUAUUUGUGAAAUGUAUUUUUGGUUCAGAAAUGUCGAUAUUCAGCAUAUCCAUGGUUUGCAGAAUCAUUCAAUGCCAACAUUUAUUCCUGGCGACUGGGUUGCGUCAUUGGCUUGUUGGAAAAGUUAAAAGAAAUACUAAUUAGUAUUUAUUUAAAGCAAAUAGUCUGAAAAUAAUCCCAAUAUGGUCGAGUUAAAGCAUGACAUUUAACUGUACUUUGAAAAGCUGAAAGGACUGGGAAAUUAGAAAGCCAUCAAAACUAUAAGGCCAUCUUCUAUUUACUGAAAACCCUCUUUUAAUCUAAAUAUGUAUAGUUUGGGUUUCCUUUUCCCUCUUCUUGUUCUAUUUGUGUCACCAAUUGUAUCCUUGUGUUUUUUUGUCGUAAUUAUUACAUGUGUACCUGAUAAAGGUCAUAAUAAUCUCUGCCAGUGUUGUAUUGCAGCUUGUUGAUGCUGCCCUCAGAUGGCUACACAACAUAGAUUCCUUGGCAUGAGCUCAUGCAGCACUCAGACAAGACUUGUUCAUAUGUGAAUAUCUACUCAGGUUUAUUACCUUGUAAAUGUUGUUCGUGUGCAAACAAUGUGCAAAAUUGUACAAAUAAAAGCAUGUGUGCACCUAUAGUUUACUUCAACUGAAUUUAUUCCCUGAUGCACGAGACAAAAACUGUGGGAAAGUCAUUGAUGGCCGAAAGGUAAACACUCCGUUCUUAGCUCAGCUUGAACUCUGUUGCACAAAACGGAGAGGAAAUUCUCGACCAGUUUAUUUAAUAAUUACAAUCACCUUUCUAUAGUCUGAGAACUGGGAAAUGUGAUGUCAGAAAAUGGGUUAUGUUGCUCCAGCUGUGAACAUGAACGCAAGCCGAGUUUAUUUUGACAUUAAUACUCAAGUGAUAUUGAACGCCUGAGGAAUGCAUGAGUGGAAAAAUUAAACAUUUAGAGGAUCACUGGUCUCUCUGGUUUAUACAAAUGUUUUUUGUCUUAAUUACUUAAGUUGCAAUUGUUACGAUAAAAGAGAAAAAAAAGCAGAGCAACAUGAGGUUCUUGAUUAAGAAGUAUGACCAAGGACACUUGGAGGAGCCAGAGUUUGAAUCGCUGAUCUUCCAAUGAGAAGUCUCUGAGCAGUCAGUGGUGUGGGUCCGUGUACGGACCGGGUCGCUCUGUUUCAGGUCUGGCACGCCUGGAGCAUCACCAGCUGAGAGACAUCACGUAAACAGUGGGUGGGACAUAUAUACUCCGAUACAUUUUUCUCUCUCUCUCUUUUCACCUCCGAGCAUUCUGUGGUACGGGGUUGAAGGCACAGACGUGAGGUGUUGUUUCUCAAAUGGACGUGUUGGCCGCUCCUGCAGACAGACAUAAAGGAUGGUACCUUUCUCUGAUGGCACCCAACACAAAAGGUCCAUCGUUUGCCUGGCUGGAUCCAUCCAGACUCUACUGCAACUCCCAGGCUUUUGGAGACUGUGUCAAAGACCUUCUCAGCCCUUUCCACAGCGACAGUAUUGACCUGGUUGUCGGGAUAGAUGCAAUGGGAUUCAUUCUUGGUACAUCUGUUGCUGCCACCCUCGAAAAAGGUUUUCUGGCCAUUCGAAAAGAAGGACACUUGUGUGUUGCUACCCACAAUCAGAACUACACAGACUACACAGGCAGAGAAAAGACUAUGGAAGUAAGAUUGGAUGUGCUAAAACCAGGUAUGAGGCUGCUGUUGGUGGACCAAUGGAUCGAGACUGGAGGCACCAUGAAGGCUGCGAUCCAGCUGGUGGAGAGGCUCGGAGCCACUGUUGUAGGUGUAGCAGCCGUGGCCAUCGAGAACACUGAAGGAGGAAAGUGGAUUAAAGAAAAUUACAAAUUCUCUCACUGCAUCCCUGAAGAGCUCCAGAGCCAAAUUGAUCAAAAGCAUCUUGAUUCCUUCAAAAGUUCUGAAGAAUAAAAGAUUAUUCCUGACAACUUCA